This is a messenger RNA of Morone saxatilis (striped sea-bass), 1797 nucleotides long. It is a transcript of the gene gan, whose product is annotated as gigaxonin. The transcript is spliced from 11 exons. The record is from RefSeq and is a predicted model, not a curated record. The coding region runs from base 168 to 1757 and encodes 529 amino acids. Gene Ontology annotation, molecular function: protein binding. Gene Ontology annotation, biological process: cytoskeleton organization. NCBI's taxonomy places the organism in Eukaryota, Metazoa, Chordata, Actinopteri, Moronidae.
UAUUUACUAUAUUUCUUUUGACUUUAAGGCAGCAUAAUACAUGUCUUGACGUCCACUUGCAACAUUCUCGCAUGGAGUGAUUCAUGUUGUCCUAAAUGUAGUUAGGUACAGCCCUAUGACCAUAAAAGAAGAAAACCGCAUUUCACAGUCUGAAGUCAAGCAUAGACAUGCCCCAUUCUGAGUGUGAAACCGGUUCGAAAGUUUCGGACCCACAACAUUCCCAGAAACUCCUCAGGGUCCUGCGUGUCUUCUGGCAAGAGCACAGUUUCCACGAUGCGCUGCUGGUGGUUGAUGGAGAGGAGCUGCCUGUCCAGAAAAACAUCCUGGCUGCUGCUAGCCCUUAUAUCAGGACCAAGCUGAACUACAAUCCUCCAAAGGAAGAUGGGUCUACGUACAGAAUCGAGCUGCAGGGCGUCUCCAUGGCCAUCAUGAAAGAGAUCUUGGAGUAUAUCUUCAGCGGUGAAAUCACUUUGAGUGAAGAGACCAUCCAGGACAUGGUGCAGGCGUCUGACAUGCUCCUCAUGACUGACCUCAAGUCCCUCUGCUGCCAGUUCUUAGAGAGCUGCAUCACUGCAGAGAACUGCAUCGGCAUCCGGCUCUUCUCUCUGCACUACUGCCUUUACCACGUCCACUACGCCGCCACCGAGUUUCUGCAGACACAUUUUGGCGAUGUGGGGCUCUCCGAGGAGUUCAGGGAGCUGCCCCUGGACCGGCUCUGCGAGGUGUUGGCCAUGGAGAAGCUGAAUGUGGGCAACGAAAGGCACGUGCUGGAGGCUGUGGUGCGAUGGUUCGCUCACGACCCAGAGGACCGCAGGGUCCACAUGAGGGAAGUGAUGUCUGCAGUGUGGCUGCAAGGCCUGGAUGUCAGUUACCUGAGAGAGCAGGCCAUGGGGGAGCCGCUGAUGAGGGAGGUGAUCAGAGAGUACUGUCAGCCGGUGCUGAGUGCUGGUGCUCUGCAGGGUGAGGCUCUGCUCGCUGCCUUCAAACCCAGAGGUUACUCAGAGUGUAUAGUUGUCGCCGGAGGAGAGGACCGCAAAACCAGGAAGCCAACUGCUGUGACGCACUGCAUGUGUCCGCUCUACGACACCAACAGACAGGCCUGGAUCGAGCUGCAGCCAAUGAGCGUAGCCCGCCUCGGCCACGGGGUGGUCGCUGCCGAGGGUUUCCUGUUUGUGAUGGGCGGAACAGACGAACACAACACAGUCCUGGACAGUGGAGAGAAAUACGACCCUGACUCCAACACCUGGAGCCCCAUACCCCCAAUGCUGCAGGCUCGUCAGAACUUUGGUGUGGUCGAGCUGGACGGUCUGAUCUACGUUCUCGGAGGAGAGAACGAAGCAACGGAGCUGAUCACUGUUGAAGUGUUUGACCCUCACUUGAAUACCUGGAAAAUGCAGACCAGCAUGACCAUGAUCCGCAAGGUCGGCUGCUACGCCUCCAUGAAUAAGAAGAUCUAUGCCAUGGGUGGGGGCUCUUACGGAAAGCUGUUUGACUCUGUUGAAUGCUUUGACCCCAAAACCCAACAGUGGACUGGCCUCUGCCCUCUGAAAGAGAGAAGGUUUGGUUCGGUGGCGUGCGGUGUCGGCCAGGAGCUCUAUGUGUUCGGUGGGGUUAGAAGCCAAGAGAACGACAAUCCCGAGCAAAGACACAUGAUGACCUGCAAGUCUGAGUUCUACCAUGACGAGAUGAGGAGGUCAGUAUGGAAAUACUGCUUUUGUAGGAUCUUAAAAUCUGUUUUUAAAUUGCAGAUCCUAUGAAUGUGUUAUUAUUAUUAUUAUUAUUAUUAUUAUUAUUAUU